UAAAAUAUUGAAUUCUUUCUAAUUAUUAGCAUAUUUGUAAUUAUUUCAUGGCUUACUGUUUCAUGUAGCGUAACUGACAUUGUUAUAAAAUAAUGAAUUUCAAUGUAAUGAAACAAGAUAUUGAAGAUUUAUUGAAAUUACAUUACCUAGACACACAUAUACGCAUUGACACAUUAGUGUAUGAUUUAAAUACUACUACAUCGCAACUGUUUUCGUAUCCAAAAACCUGCCUGUUGUUGUUGUUGUUAUUUCCUCAUGUAAACCUAGUGGUUUAGUAAUUGACGACAAAAAAAACUAUUACAGUAUUGAAUAAACAACAUCGUAUAAAUGGUUCUUGAUUACUCUAAACAGAUUUCCGUAGUUUCAAGAUUACUUUUUCUUUUUUUUUUUUUAUCUAUUUUAUUAAUUUUAAUAGAUAUAUAAAAAGUAUAACAUAAUAAAAAUAUUAAUUUUGUUUAAAAUUACAUACAUGCAUCGAGCAAUAUUGGAUAUAAACACUUGCGAGAAAGACUAGGGAUCUGUGCGACAUCUGAUGGUUUAACAGAUAACUAGUUGCAAACACUCAUACUCUUAUCAAGUCAUUUUUGUUUAUAUGAUUGUGACUUAAGAAUUGGCGCCAUCAGAUAAUUUAUAAAUAAAUUAAAUCAUUAAUUCAAAUAAAUAGUGUCAAUUGAUAAGGAAUACAUUUAUAAAUUAUGGCUAACAAUGAUAUUGUCGAAAUAGAAAUUCCAGAUAAAGUUUGUGAACAAGUAGGUAUCCUAGCAAGCUGGAUUAAUUCAAAUAAGAUUGGAUUAUGUGCUCAUAAAUCCAUAAAUAAACAUACACAAGAUACAAAAAGUACAUUUACUACAUCUGAUAUUAAAGUACAUAUCCUAAGACCUGAAGUAAUAUUAUUUUCUCCUCCAUUGCGUAAACUUGUUAAUGAAAGUAACGGAGUCUUCUUAUCAAUUUAUAAAAUUAAAUCAUCUUCUUCUGGAGAUAUUUGUCCAGAAUUAUUGAAACACAGCAAGCAAUAUCGUUCUAUUAUAAGAGCGUGUGUUGAAGGUCUACAAGAUAUUGCUGAAAAAUCUUUACCUGAUAACAAAAUAACCGUAGAAAAUUUUCUAACUAUCUUUUAUAACGUAGAAUGUGUAUGGCACUUAACAGAAAUUUUAUAUCUUGAUAAUAUUCCAGGUAAUGUGAUAUUACCACGUUUGUUAGAAUGGAUUCAAUUUCAUUUUCCAUCAAAAGAACUUAAAGCGAUUAAAAUAUUGUCGCAAAAGUGCAUUGCAGCUGAUCUCGAAUAUAUAUACUACUGGGAAGUAAUAAUAGGUUGUGCAUUGCAUGGAAAAAUAGAUUUAGUAUGUGCACUUUUGUCAGUGCAUAGCAAAGCAGAUCACCCAUCUUUUGUAAUAGCAGAAAAUUUAAUUAAAUCCAUGCCUAUAUAUAAUGUUUAUGGUGGUUAUUCAGUGAGUGAAUUUACAGUACGUUGGAAACAUUGGCAAUUAGAUUUAUCUUCAAAUAUCGAUAGCAAAACUUUCGCUAUUGAUAUCAACUUAGAAAUGCUUAUGAAGUUAAUAGCUGGGGAUGAAUCUACACUAUGUGAAUUUUCAAAAUAUACAGAGGCCUGGUAUGAAUUAUUGGCUGCAAAAUUAUUUUACUCUGUACCAUGUUGUAAACAAGUUGAAUUUUCACGACAUGCAUAUAACAUGGCAGAAAGAUGGAAAGCAAAUAAACCUUUGGAUCGUAUUAUUUUGGCUUUAAUAGAAAACGAUCUUCAUCAAGUAAUUAAAGAAAUUCAAUUUAUGAAUGAUAAUGGAUGGUUUGCAGCUCAUUUGAUAGAUUUACUUUAUAAUUGUGGAAAAUUAAAUGUUAUGGAUAAACAUCAAAAGGAUAUUACCGCACAGUUACAUGAAUCCCUCAUUUUAGAGUAUGCUACCACUUUAAUGGGCCAUCAUUCCUUAUGGCAAUGUGGUGCAAGCUAUUUAAUGCAUUGCCCUAUUCAGGGUUUAGCUAGAUUAGAACUAUUAUUAGAAUCAUUACCUAUGGGAUCAGAAGCAAGGGUAAAUAAAAUUAUUGAUAUUGCACGUGGUAGUAAUUUGAAUCACAUCGUUACUAGCAUAUGCAAAAUCCAAGGUAUGAAAUGCAUUAAACAAAGACGACUUGGGAAUGCAUUGUCAUGGGCAUUAAAAGCCCAAGAUAGUGGUUUCAUAACAUAUAUUGCUAAUCAAUUUUUAAAAUAUUAUGCAGAAAAUGGGGAAUUAGAAUGUCGUGAUUUACUUGAAAACUUGGGACCCUGUAUGUUAGCUAGUGAUAGGCUUACAUUUUUAGGUAAAUAUUGUGAAUUUCAUCAAAUGUAUAGUAUUGGUGAAUUCAAGGAAGCAGCUAGCUUAUUAGUCUCACUGAUAGUUUCUAAUCUUACACCAAAAUAUUUUUGGUCAAUCCUGUUAACGGAUGUUAUUCCACUUUUGGAAAGUGAGGAUGUCAUUUUAUCUUCCAUCGAUUCCCUUGAAUUAUUACGCUGUGUCGAAGCUCAUGGCGAUGAUCCUAAAUUUUCAGAUAAAGUUGAUAUAUUUCGCUUAGCAGUUGCUCGAAAUUUAGCUAGAGCAUUAAAUCUUGAAGGCUGUCAAGCAGAAUAAUCAAAAAACAUAACUUUGUAAAAAUUAAAAAAAAAAUAACUAUUGUAAUUUUGAAAUAAAACUGAAC
This is a messenger RNA of Polistes dominula (European paper wasp), 2685 nucleotides long. RefSeq names its product nuclear pore complex protein Nup75 (gene Nup75). Gene Ontology annotation, cellular component: nuclear pore outer ring. Gene Ontology annotation, molecular function: structural constituent of nuclear pore. Gene Ontology annotation, biological process: protein import into nucleus; mRNA export from nucleus; positive regulation of DNA-templated transcription. The record is from RefSeq and is a predicted model, not a curated record. NCBI's taxonomy places the organism in Eukaryota, Metazoa, Arthropoda, Insecta, Hymenoptera, Vespidae.